Sceloporus undulatus (fence lizard) is the source of this 1169-nucleotide messenger RNA. It is a transcript of the gene EXOSC7, whose product is annotated as exosome component 7. The coding region runs from base 162 to 1034 and encodes 290 amino acids. The record is from RefSeq and is a predicted model, not a curated record. Gene Ontology annotation, cellular component: cytoplasmic exosome (RNase complex); nuclear exosome (RNase complex). NCBI's taxonomy places the organism in Eukaryota, Metazoa, Chordata, Lepidosauria, Squamata, Phrynosomatidae. Gene Ontology annotation, biological process: nuclear polyadenylation-dependent rRNA catabolic process; U4 snRNA 3'-end processing; U1 snRNA 3'-end processing. The transcript is spliced from 8 exons.
UUGCUGUCACGGCCCCAGCCGCCCUCAGUGAGAGGCUCCUUCCUAUUGGGCCGCCCUUCACACGUGACUCCACACUGGCGGGUUGAAGCGACAAGGAGCGCGCAGGAGGUUGGAGUGGGCGCUUUCUGAUGACAUAGAAAGCGCUUAGUCCUGUGGCUCUCAUGGCCUCCGUGGUGCUCAGCGAGGCGGAGAAGGUCUACGUCAUUCACGGCGUCCAGGAGGAUCUUCGGGUUGAUGGCCGUGGCUGUGAAGAUUACAGGUGUAUUGAAGUGGAAACAGAUGUAGUAUCGAAUACAAGUGGAUCUGCUAGAGUAAAACUUGGUCACACAGAUAUCCUAGUUGGAGUCAAAGCAGAAAUGGGAGCGCCAAAGUUGGAUAAACCAAAUGAAGGCUACUUGGAAUUCUUCGUUGAUUGUUCAGCAAAUGCUACUCCAGAGUUUGAAGGCCGGGGUGGAGAGGAGCUCGGCACUGAAAUAGCAAACACUCUCUACAGAAUAUUUCACAAUGAGAGCAGUAUUGACUUGAAGUUGCUUUGCAUUAGUCCCAGAGAGCACUGCUGGGUGCUUUACGUUGAUGUCUUGCUACUGGAGUGUGGUGGCAACUUGUUUGAUGCCAUUUCAAUUGCAGUGAAGGCAGCACUAUUUCAUACCAGGAUACCCAAAGUACGUGUUUUGAAUGAAGAAGGCACGCGGGAAAUCGAGCUCUCUGAUGACCCCUAUGACUGUAUUCGACUUAAUGUGGAUAAUGUCCCCUGCAUUGUGACACUAAGCAAAAUUGGUUAUAGGCAUUUAGUAGAUGCCACCCUUCAGGAGGAAGCCUGUUCCUUGGCUAGCCUCCUCAUUUCUGUGACCAGUGGAGGUGCUCUAACCUGUAUGAAAAAAAUUGGAAGAGGAAGCCUUGAUCCAGAAAGCAUAUUUGAGAUGAUGGAGACAGGAAAGAGGGUGGGCAAGUUAUUGCAUAUCUCCUUGCAAGCUACCUUAGACAAAGAAGAGAGUCUUGGAGCAUCACGAAAAAAGGUUGGAUUCCUCGGAUGAGCUCCAUCAUUACAUUGAUCUGGUCGAACAACAAUCAAGGGGUGUGGUUAUUUUUCCUGUUUGUUGCAUUAUUGUUUUGUUUUGUUUUUUUACAAAGAUAAAUAUAUAUUCCUAAAUAAAGUCACAUCUUUUGUA